AUGGGCACCCCCGGCCAGGAGAUUUUCACCACCGCCGACGGACUGGCUGUGCCGGCCGUGACCGAGGAAGGCAUGCGUGAAGUGGACCGCAUUGCCGUUGAAGACACAGGCCCUGCGCUGUUUCAGAUGAUGGAAAACGCGGGGCGCAACCUGGCGCUGCAGGCGAUUGACAUGAUGGGUCCCGCUUGGGCGUCCUCAAAGGUCGUGGUAUUGGCCGGCACGGGGGGCAAUGGCGGCGGAGGCAUAUGCGCUGCCAGGCACUUGGCAAACAGGGGCGCGGAUGUUACGCUCAGCGUAACGCGGGUGGAGGGUCUGGGCGAGGUGCCGGCGUACCAACGGCACGUUUUCCUGGGCACACAGGGCAGAGAAGCGAGCGUGGGGGAGUUGCCAGCCGACGGUGUGGGAUUAGUCAUUGAUGCGCUGUUGGGGUACAGCCUGAAGGGUGCGCCCCGGGGGGCGGCGCUGGAAGCCAUCAGGUGGGCCAACGCGUGUGCAGCCCCCAAGCUCUCUCUGGACGUCCCAUCAGGCGUCAACUCAACCACUGGGGACACGCCCGGCGAGUACAUCAAGCCCGCCGCGACGCUAACUCUGGCCCUGCCCAAGACGGGCCUCAAGGCUCACCUCACCGGGGACCUUAUCCUUGCGGACAUCGGCAUUCCCGUGGCCUGCUACCAGAAGAUGGGCCUUAAGUACCAGAGCCCGUUUGGAGCGGCUUACCGCGUACCACUGCGACAGAGCGAUUCAGCGCAGGGGGAGAGAGCUGCCAUUUCGAGAUGA
Molecule: messenger RNA, 777 nt
Organism: Ostreobium quekettii
Lineage: Eukaryota; Viridiplantae; Chlorophyta; Ulvophyceae; Bryopsidales; Ostreobiaceae
Source: the annotation of a GenBank genome assembly